AUGGCGUUGGAGCUGUGGGCCAUCCUGAAAGAUUCCAUCACAGCUUACACAGGCCUCUCCCCGACUACCUUCUUCAUGGUCCUAGCCCUAGCGAUGGCCUUCUACUAUGCCAUCUCCAACUUCUUCGAUUCUCCACCUCCUUCGCAGAGGUCGAGGGAUUACGAGGAGAAGAUGGAGCCUCUGCCGCCUCCGGUCCAGUUCAGGGAGAUCACGGAGGAGGAGCUGAAGGUGUACGACGGAUCGAACCCUAAGAAGCCACUGCUGAUGGCGAUCAAGGGCCUUCCGUUGCUUGUGAAUCUUCGAUUCUCAGGGAUUUGCAUUGAAAAUGUUAUACUGAUGCUCAAGCAGAGGAUUAAAAUGGAAUCCCCAAUCUGA
This is a messenger RNA of Magnolia sinica, 375 nucleotides long. Its product is annotated as membrane steroid-binding protein 2-like. The transcript has 3 exons. Gene Ontology annotation, cellular component: endomembrane system; membrane. The record is from RefSeq and is a predicted model, not a curated record. The coding region runs from base 1 to 375 and encodes 124 amino acids. Lineage: Eukaryota; Viridiplantae; Streptophyta; Magnoliopsida; Magnoliales; Magnoliaceae.